AUGAAGCUAUAUUUCGAGGCUGAAAGCUUUCUCAAAGGUGGAGAGAGAGGUCUUAAAACCCGUAUUUUCAAUGCAAAAUUAACAAACUCGCCAAAACAUGUUUAUGCGCUCGUCAUUUCUACGCUCAAAUUCAAAGAGCACAUCAUGACCAUAAUCAAGAAGUCGAAAAUAGAACAAUUUCCUGCUAUUCGCAAGCUCAAAGUGAAGGAAAGUUUGCUUAUGUUGCUAGUGCAUGAUUUCCUCUUCUCACCAAAGGGCAGAAUCCAAUCUGGAAAGCAUCCAAUCAAGGACGCAUUUCUUGCCAAUAAAACAAGGCUACAUGCUGAGUUGAUCAAACUUAAACUCAAAUUCAAGGCUAAAUCCGUUGACCAAUUGCCUCUUAAGGAUGGUAUGGAUGAUGAUGAAACUCCUGUAAGGUGGUUCAGAGUGAAUACCAUCAAGACCGACCCAGAGACUUUAUUUAAAAAACACAAGUUCUUUUCCGAUUUGCAGCCCGUGUCUGCAAUUGGAGAUAUAAUUAGCACCGGUGUCAUUUAUGAGGAUCCUUUCAUUAAACACCUUUACGGCAUCCAUCCAAGAGAGAAGCUCACAUCCUCAGAAGCCUAUUUGAAGGGCGAAGUAAUCAUUCAAGACCGUGCUUCAUGUUUUCCUGCUGCCAUUUUGUUUGAUGACAAGAACGACCAACACAGCGAGGUCAUUGAUGCAACUGCUGCUCCGGGAAAUAAGACAACACAUUUGGCUUCGUACGUGGACAAGCUAGAUGGUGUGGUCUAUGCUUUCGAGAGAGAUGACCGCAGAGUGAAGGUGCUAAAAACGAUGUGCGAGACUGCUACUGGAAAAAAGAGGAAGGAUCUAAUCCACCCUACUCACUCCGACUUUACUGCCAUCAGCGCCGCCGAUUUCCCCCAAAUUACCGGUCUUAUUGUGGAUCCAUCCUGCAGUGGGUCUGGAAUUUUCGGAAGAGCAGUCGAAGAUGCCAGCUCUGCGGAGCAGACACAAGAGGACAUAGACACCGAAAGACUAAAUAAGCUUGCAGGGUUCCAGUUCAAAAUUGUGAAGCAUGCACUUUCGUUUCCAAAGGCUCAUAAAGUGGUCUACUCAACAUGCUCUAUCCACCCACAUGAGAAUGAGAGAGUAGUUGUUGACUUGCUUCGAGACCCAGAUAUUCAAAAGCAAGGCUGGAAGUUGGCUAAACGUGAUAUCGUUGUGCCUGAAUGGCCUAGAAGAGGUUGGGAGCAGGAAUUUUCAACCCUUUGUGAUGCAGAUUUGGAGAAAUGCAAAGAGAUGGCUGGCGCAUGUGUUAGAUUUGUUCCCAAGGAAGACGGAGGUAUUGGCUUUUUUGCAGCAUGUUUUGUUAGGGAUCCACAAGCUUGA
Messenger RNA from Australozyma saopauloensis, 1374 nucleotides. RefSeq names its product rRNA (cytosine-C5-)-methyltransferase. The transcript has a single exon. Gene Ontology annotation, biological process: rRNA base methylation. Gene Ontology annotation, molecular function: RNA methyltransferase activity. Gene Ontology annotation, cellular component: nucleolus. The record is from RefSeq and is a predicted model, not a curated record. Lineage: Eukaryota; Fungi; Ascomycota; Pichiomycetes; Serinales; Metschnikowiaceae. Bases 1 to 1374 code for a protein of 457 amino acids.